Messenger RNA from Dromiciops gliroides (monito del monte), 2514 nucleotides. It is a transcript of the gene TSC22D4, whose product is annotated as TSC22 domain family member 4. The coding region runs from base 799 to 1965 and encodes 388 amino acids. Gene Ontology annotation, biological process: regulation of transcription by RNA polymerase II; response to osmotic stress. Lineage: Eukaryota; Metazoa; Chordata; Mammalia; Microbiotheria; Microbiotheriidae. The transcript is spliced from 5 exons. The record is from RefSeq and is a predicted model, not a curated record.
UCGAGAGAGAGUGAGCAAGAACGAGCGAGAGAGCGAGUGAGCGGUCGAGAGGAGAGAGAGAGAGAGAGAGAGAGAGAGAGAGAGAGAGAGAGAGAGAGAGAGAGAGAAAGAGAGAAGAAGAAGAAGAAGAAGAAGAAGAAGAACGAGGAGAGCUCCGCUGUCAGAAGGGAAAAGAUUUCAGAGAGAGUAGCCCUCGGCUUCUCUCCGACCAGCUGUGCUUUCAGACCUAAAGGCCCUUCAUCACCAUAAAGGCCAUAUUCCUCUGGGACUGAGGGCAGUGUUUAUUAUUUUUUUGGAAAACAAAGUUGCUGUGGAGAUGACUUCUGGGUCAAGGAGAGGCCUCUUCGGACUGUGUUGCCUCUGACCACCACCCACCUCCUCCCUUUUCGAGCUUAGGCUGGGAGGCCCCACUUUCCUGCUCUCCUGUGGACAGUUUGUUGGGGCAUCUUAUGCUGCCAGGAUCCCCAGUUUGCAAAUUCUGCUCUGGAGUCCAACAACAGCAAAAGCAGCAGCAGCAGCAGCAGCAACAGCAGCAGCAGCAGCAGCAGCAGCAGCAGCAGCACUGGCAGCAGCAGAAGGAAAGCCUGCCCGUACUCCAAUCCCCACACCUUCUCUCGUUAUUCCUCAAUUUCAGAGGCAGCCCCAGUUCCUUGAACUCUCCCAGCUAUGUUGGACCCUGAUGUUCCCAGGGGCCCUGAUCCCACAGCUAUAUGGCCCCCUAGUGCCAGGGGAGCCUGAGCGCUGCCUGGAGAGAGGCCUCUCCUCUUUGUUCAGCCCCUGUCCCAUUUCCUAGGGACCAUGAGUGGGGGUAAGAAGAAGAGCAGUUUCCAGAUCACCAGUGUCACCACAGACUAUGAAGGUCCUGGGGGAUCUGGGGGAGGUGACUCCCCUACAGCUGUGGUUUCUACCUUACUCAUACCUCGUCUUCCCAAUGGGGAACCCAGCUCAGAGUUGGGAGGCAAAGGGACCCCUCGAAAUGGCUCCCCACCCCCUGGGGCCCCAGCUUCACGUUUCCGGGUAGUGAAGCUUCCCCAGGGACUAGGGGAGCCAUAUCGCCGAGGGCGCUGGACAUGUGUGGACAUUUAUGAGAGGGACCUGGAAGCCCCUGCCCUCAGCCGUCUCCUGGAGGGAGUUCGAGGAGCAACUGGAGGGACUGGGGGUCGUUCUUUGGACUCUAGGCUAGAGUUGUCCAGUUUGGGCCUGGUUCCGCCAAACCCCCAACCUCAGGGCCCAACCAACUGGCUUCGCCCACCCCCAACUUCCCCUGGCCUUCAGGCCCGAUCUUUCACUGGGGGGCUAGCCCAGCUGGCAGGGGGCAAGGGGAGGGCUGAAACUCCACCUCUUUCAGCUUCUCCACCCCAGCAGCACCCCUCGGAGCCCAGUGAUAGGGACAAUACAGGGGUACUGGUACCACAUGCCUCAACCCAGCUGCCCACCCUGUGGGUAGAGGCAGAGGCUGGGGCUCCAGCAACAACUCCUCCAAUCACCCGAAAGAAGGAUGGAGCCCCUUGGCUGAGGAAAGAGGGGGAGGAAAGAGGCCAGCUCCCUCUCCGAGGCUCCCGCCCUGGCUCUCCAGCCCUCUCCCUUCUCCAGGAUACCAAUCCCAACCGGAAAUCCUCAGACCCCUUUGGAGCCUCUGCUCAGCGGCUGAAUCUGGCUCGAUCUAUGCUUGCCAUUAGUAGCCCCCUCGAUGGUGAUGAUGACAGUGGCUCUGGAAGCAUGGUUGCCAUUGACAACAAGAUUGAACAAGCUAUGGACUUGGUCAAGUCUCACCUCAUGUUUGCAGUUCGGGAGGAGGUGGAGGUCCUGAAGGAGCAGAUCCGAGAACUAGCUGAACGAAAUGCAGCCUUGGAGCAAGAGAAUGGAUUGCUCCGGGCUCUGGCCAGCCCUGAACAGCUGGCCCAACUUCCGGUCUCUGGGACCCCUCAUCCUGGACCCCUUGCCCCAAAUGGGCCCUCCUCAUGAGCCUCCCUUCAUGAGCCUCCUUUCCCUCACAAUGUGCCUUUAAGGGCUGUCACUGGGAUGGAGACCUCAGUGUCCUAGAUUCCCAGGCCUUUUUUGCCUUCUCUUCCUAUGCAGCUUUAAUAUCAUGAGAAGUGGUGAUAGAGUGUUCAAGGUUGAGUCCAGAUUUGUCUUCCCCCUCCCCACCUCCCACCAGACCCAAGGGGCUGGGCCAAUUUUCCCCAAAGACGGAGGGCAGGGCCAGAAUUUACCUAGGCCUGGAUGGGGUAAGGUUUCAGGGUAUAAGAUGAAGCCCCUACCCAGUCAACCUUUCUCAUCAUCCCUCUGGGUGGUAAGUGGCUCCCUCCCUCCCUAGUUCUCUAAAUAUCUGGGACCCCCCCAGAUUAGGAGGGCCCAGAGGGGAGCUGGGUACUUCUAGGCAGAGACCACUUUCCUAUCUUUCAAAGUUCCUCCAUUGGGUUCAGCCAAGAGAGGGGGAUAUAGGCAGUGUCCCAAGGUUCUGGGAUUCAGGUUGUUAUUAAAAUAUUAUAAUAAAAAAUCAGAAUAAACUUG